Bacidia gigantensis is the source of this 672-nucleotide messenger RNA. RefSeq lists its product as uncharacterized. Bases 1 to 672 code for a protein of 223 amino acids. The transcript is spliced from 7 exons. NCBI's taxonomy places the organism in Eukaryota, Fungi, Ascomycota, Lecanoromycetes, Lecanorales, Ramalinaceae. The record is from RefSeq and is a predicted model, not a curated record.
AUGUCUUACAACGACGAUAACCGCUCUGGGGGCUAUGGUGGCGGCGGUAACUCUGACAGCUACGGAUCCUCCGGUGGUUCUGGUGGAUACGGUGGCAGUGGUGGUGGCGACAGUGGCAGCUACGGCUCUUCGGGCACCACUGGAAGUGCUGCUUACGGAUCUGGAGCCACAUCCGGCGUCGGAUACGGCAACAAGUCUUCCGGCUUAGACGAAACUGGUGCUCUUGGCUCGGGUUAUGGGUCAGGCGGUCGCGACAAUUCCAGCGGAGGUGGAUUAGGCAACACUGGCUCAAGCGGCAGCGAUGCAUACUCUGGAGCGACCGAGUAUGGCAGUGGAUCUACUGGCGGAGUCGGCAGCGGAAACAAGACCUCCAGCGGAUUCGGAGGCAGCAGUGAUUCUGACUACAAGGGUUCGGAAUAUGGCAAUACCACAAGCUCGUACUCUGGAGGAACUGAGCACGGUUCGGGAACUACUGGCGGUGUUGGCUAUGGCAAUAAGACUUCCGGCUAUGGCGAUGACAAUGAGUCUAGCGGAGGUGACUCCAAAAUGGGGAAGCUCAUGGAAAAGGCUGGAGGCAUGUUCGGCAAUGAUAAUCUUGAGCGCAAAGGUGCUGAGAAGCGUGAUCAGGCUGGCGGAGGUGAUUCCUACGGAAGUUCUCGCAAUGAUUACUAG